UAAAAUCGAAAGCGACCAUGAUUGUAAAGAUAGUAGCAGACAAACAGACUGUACAACUCCACGUAUCUGUCAAAUUCGUGGCUCGACGAUCGACGUCGUGUUGUAUUAAUAAUUUAAAAACAAAUCCGCUGUGAUCCGCUGUGACCACUGAAUUGAAGAAAAAAGAAAGCAGAGUUUAUAACUGUGAUAUAAGGCAGGUGUCGGAACAGGGAUAUGGAGAUUUAAAGAACACUAGGUUAGGGCCGUUUAUCAUCAGCUGAUGAUCGUGACCUGCCUCGUGUAUCUGCGUUAUGUAUUAAAAUAUUCGUUCAAAUUUUGAUCAUAUCCAGUCGAGCCGUUCUGUGAUAUAUUUGCAAUAGUUGUGUUCCGGUCAUGGACCCGUCAAAAGACGAGGCGCAGACGGAGGCAAGGUUGAUCGACAGUCUAUCUGCGGAGCAAAGUUCGAGGUGCGAAUCACCAAAACGCGGCACCACGCUCUCCACUAGUACUAGCAGUUUCGAAGCGCUGGAUCCUCAUGACCCGAACCUGAGUCGCCUGGCGAACACAAUGUUCCAGAAGACAGGCGAGUACCUGCAAGAGGAGCUCACUGCCACUCAUGCAGAUUAUCGGCUAUUGGAACGUCUCAAUAAGGAGACCAUCGCCAAAUACACGGAACUGAAGAUUAUCUCCUCGAAUGUAGCACAAUCAUUGGACUCAUUGAACGACAAAUAUCAGAAGUUACAACCGAUCCUGGAUAAUAUAAAUCAGAUCGACGACAGUGUUAGUAAAUUGGAGCAGGCUGCAUAUAAACUAGCGGCGUACUCCAAGCGACUUGAAGCCAAAUUUAAAGAUCUCGAAAAGGAUACAAAGAGUAAAUGAAGCUGUAAUUUAUAUAUAAAUCUUUGUGUCUUUAUACAUCCUAUACAAUAAGAUGAUAAUUAUAAUUAUAUCUUAGGCUACAGUUAUUUAAAUAUAAAUAAAAAAUAGAAUCAUCAUAUAGGAGAGUUAGAGCAAUAGUCUAAAAAGCAUGUUGCAUUUUGUACAUUAUAUUUAUUAGUAUACGAGACCUUUUCAACACGCUUACAAAACUUCUAUAAAAUUGUAAUUUGCCUAUUUUUUUUGCAUAUCAUACAAUAUUUGACUUACAUUUAUUAAAACUGAUAUAUCUUAUUUAGUGUUCUACAUCAAGCCUAAUCUUUCUUCUGCGAUAUAUUAAUAAACUUCACAACGUGCCUGAGUAAUGAUGAUACAAGUGUGAGUAACCAGUAAAAACAAAAAUAAAUUAACUAUAUUUAAUGAAAGAAAUAUCUAUAUAUGUAUAUCAGAUAAUAUUAAUAUAAUGAAAAGUCACUAAUCACUUGACGUAAUUGAUGAUUCAAUAUAUAAAGAUGAAUUUAUUUCUAA
Messenger RNA from Pogonomyrmex barbatus (red harvester ant), 1383 nucleotides. RefSeq names its product biogenesis of lysosome-related organelles complex 1 subunit 2 (gene Blos2). Gene Ontology annotation, cellular component: BLOC-1 complex; gamma-tubulin complex; BORC complex. Gene Ontology annotation, biological process: endosomal transport; lysosome localization. The record is from RefSeq and is a predicted model, not a curated record. Gene Ontology annotation, molecular function: gamma-tubulin binding. Lineage: Eukaryota; Metazoa; Arthropoda; Insecta; Hymenoptera; Formicidae.